GCGGAGCAUGCACGGCAGUCGCAUUGUGGCCGCGCGCCGGGUCGCACGUGUUUCGCGUUAUGGUGUCCGUAGGGCCGUGGCGGCGCCGCGCGCCGGACGACGACGACCGGUCGGAGCCCGGGGCUUCCAGCUCCGGCGUGCCGCGCGCCCCGCCGAACUGCGCGCGUUGUCGCAACCACCGGCUAAAAGUGGAGCUGAAGGGGCACAAGCGCUAUUGCAAGUACCGGUACUGCAACUGCGAGAAGUGUAGACUGACGGCGGACAGGCAGAGGGUGAUGGCGCUGCAGACCGCGCUGCGGCGUGCUCAGGCUCAGGAUGAAGCUAGAGCGCGGGCGGCGGACGCAGGGCUCCACCCUCCCGGGAUCGAGCUAGAUCGGCCUGAACCGCCAGUGGUGAAAGCGCCGAGGAGUCCCGUGAUCCCGCCGCCGCCGCCGCGCUCCAUGGGAUCGGCGAGCUGCGACUCCGUUCCGGGAUCGCCCGGUGUAUCGCCGUAUGCGCCGCACCCGCCGUCCGCUCCGCCUCCGCCGAUGCCGCCGCUCCCGCCUCCGCAACCAGGUAAUCACAAAUUUGACUUUUUUGUGGUAGAGCUGGUUUUUAACUUGAAAAUAAGCUCAAUGAAUAACGUAGAGCUGCGAAAAAACCGGUUUAAAUUUUUAAAUAAAACAAGGUCCGAUUUCCUAUUGGAACACCUUAAGCUGGGUUGGUGACGCAACCGCAUUUCAAAAUAAUCUUAAUUUGCAAUAUAAGAGCUGCGAAACAACCGGUCUAGAAAUAUGCCUUAAGUAAUAAAACAAUACCGCAUCUUGCAACUCCCUCUUCUUAUUGGACUAUCUACUCUCCAGGCUAAAAUUCGAGACACCUCGAAAUAUUAAACGAUUGUUUCGUUUGAUAUUUCUACGCCUAAAUACAAUUAAAAAUGCAUUUAACAUUUUAAAUAAUUAAUAGACUCGGGCGUUAGUUUGCGGAAAUCCUUAUCAAUUAAGACAAAAA
Messenger RNA from Cydia pomonella (codling moth), 990 nucleotides. Its product is annotated as doublesex- and mab-3-related transcription factor 3-like. Lineage: Eukaryota; Metazoa; Arthropoda; Insecta; Lepidoptera; Tortricidae. Gene Ontology annotation, molecular function: RNA polymerase II cis-regulatory region sequence-specific DNA binding; DNA-binding transcription factor activity, RNA polymerase II-specific. Bases 60 to 707 code for a protein of 215 amino acids. The record is from RefSeq and is a predicted model, not a curated record. Gene Ontology annotation, biological process: regulation of transcription by RNA polymerase II; sex differentiation. The transcript has a single exon. Gene Ontology annotation, cellular component: nucleus.